Molecule: messenger RNA, 990 nt
Organism: Cladophialophora carrionii CBS 160.54
Lineage: Eukaryota; Fungi; Ascomycota; Eurotiomycetes; Chaetothyriales; Herpotrichiellaceae
Exons: 1
Coding region: 1-990 (329 amino acids)
Biological process (GO): spindle assembly
Cellular component (GO): cytosol; HAUS complex
Source: RefSeq, a predicted model, not a curated record
AUGGAAGCCUCCCCAUCAAAAGCCCGCGCUCAGGCCAUUGAGUCGCAGUCCUGGUCAAUCGUUCUUUCGUGGCUCUCAGACUUGUACCACCCGUCUCCGGUGCCGGCGUUCGAGCGCAAUGCCACUACACUGACGGCCUUCCAAUCUCUCAUGGCCGAGAAUGUCGCAGCAGACCGGCUCCAGGAACUGCUCUUCGACGCCAAAUGCGAGGAACUCGCGAUUUCUCAGCGUAACCGUAUGCAGCGAGCGAGAGGUCAAGGGACGACAGGACACAACGCCACUUUGCUUCUUCCCUUGCUCGAAAACUCACUCUCAGGGGCCGGAAAGGACUCAUUGGAGUCUCUAGCCCGCUCAGCAGUCCUGCUUGGCUGCUGCUCGCCACCGUCGUCAUCACAAUCCGAGAGCAUCAUCGACAGUCUCCCGGCUCGGACCGUGGAUCUCUCCCGCCUAACAUUCCGUCUCGAAGAGCACGUCUCCUCCGUUGAAACACUCACAUCCAAUCUGCAAGCCCAAACUACCGAGACACUGCAUCACCUGUCCUCCAUGCGCGCAAGAGCGGCACAGCUGUCCAACCCAGAAGAUACAACAGAUUCACGCCCAUCGACACCGCCUCACGCGUCGAGCAUCGGCCCGACGACGACGGACUACUCGCAGCUCCACGCCCAGACUCUCCAGCAUCAGCGCGAAACCAAACAACUGCAGCUGAAGUCGGCGGAGUACAAGGCACGCAUCGACGCCCUUGACCGGCAGCUCGCAGCCGCGGAGGGGGCGGCAUCAUCAUCAUCGGCCGUAACGAGCACGGCUGCUUUGGUUUCGAAACAACAAGUCCUGGAGGACAAAAGGAAGCGGAUCACGACAUUGGAAGCACGAUUCCGGGGGUUUCAUGGACUGCCUCCGGAUGUCGAUGCCUCAAGGGGCGAAGUCAACAGGCUCCAGGCCGAACUGGAAGCGCUGAAGAGACGGAGGGAUGAGCUGUUUGAGCGGAUCUAG